GCCCUCCCAGUCCUUCGUUCUCUCCGGGGCAUCCUCCCUAUGCCUCUCUGAGUCUUUUUUCCUCUCCUCCUUGACCCCACCCUCCACCUCCUGCCAACCGGGCUCCCUGUUCCUGUCUUCUGCUUCCUCGUUCCCGCCUGCCCGGCCCCCUGGCCACUUCCACCUCCCGGCGGCAACCUUCCCUCGCAGGUGCGCCCGGCACCCCGGCGCUCCGCUGUGCGCUUGCGCUCUGCACCCGCCAGAGCCGGGCCAGCCGCCGGAGAAGCUUCUGCGCCGCCGGUGCAGUUUGCGCGGGAUCCGAGCUCCUGGCCGACGCUCGCGCCAGGCUGGGACAGGUGGCUGCGCUCACCCACAAGGCCGCCCUUCUGCCCGCGAUGGGCUGCUCCAGCAGCGCCCUCAACAAGGCCGGCGACGGCAACAGGCUCCGCAGCGAAGAAAGCGAGUCCUGCUUUGCCCAACCCAAACCACAUACUCCGGGAAAAGAAUCAUCUACUCUUUACGGCAAGGUACAAAAGGAAAGUCCUCCUCCAUUAGAGAAGCUCAAGAUUUCAGCAGCAUCUACAGCUAAUGGUGUUAAAUCCCUCCGGGAACAGCCCCUGGCAGACGAUACUACAGACCCACCAGGACCUACAGAAGACGCUCAGCCUUUAGAAGGACCCAGGGAAUCUGAGCCACUUCAGCCGCAUGUCAAAGAUGAUACUCCCGGAGCAGGAGAGAAGAAUGACUCGGAAGCAGUGACAGAGGCUCAGUCUUUAAAAGGAAAUGCUGAGACUGAAUCUGCAGGAAGAGAUACGAAGUAUCAGCCGUCGAGGAUCACAGGAGAGAGGGACUCUCCUGGAGCAGUGGAAGGUACUGAGAAUCCACAAACUGCCAGAGAGAUGAAACCUCUAGGAACAGAGGAGGAAGUUCCUCCUCUGGAAGCAGCUAGAGAGCCACAACCUCAAGAAGCAAUGGGAAAGUGUGAACAGACCCAGCUCCCAAAAACAGUUCCCAAGGAGAAUGAAUCUCCAGAAGGAUUGGAAGGGGGUCAGUUUGUGGAAAUGGCUGGAGAGCAGAAACUUCAAGAAACAUUGGGAAAAGAUGAGCAAUCCCAACUUCUAGAAACAAUUCCCAAAGAGAAUGAAACACCAGAAGUAUUGGAGGAAAGUCAGUUUGUGGAAACAGCUGUAAACAAUGAUUUGCUCCAUAAAACUCCUGAAGGCCUAGGAAACAUGGAGCAGAUUCAACCUGAAGGGAUAGUUGGAAGCAUGGAGCAUCCAGUGGGAAUUCUAGAAACAGGAGCUAAUAUGGAAACGGUCAGGAAAACUCACACUAAUGAAGAGGACCAACACAUUGAAGGUGAGACAGGAGAAAAAGUUGAAACAGAGAUGGAGGAUGAGAAAGUAAGUGAAGGGACUGGAACAAAAGAAGAAGAAACAGGGGAAGCUGUGGACCUUUCAGCAGCCAUGUAGAUGGAUGUGGUAGCAGAAGGAUGAAUAGGCACAGGUGUUGUGAUAGAAAAUGUAGUGAAGUGUGUGACUUCAGAUCUGAUUGUGUCUAUAAAUGUCUAUGUGUUUUAUACAAGGAGUAUGGUUAUCAUGUUCUUGAUUACAUUGUUCCAUGAAACUGCUAAGCUGUACACAGUUUUCUCAGGCACUUAGAAUAGUUAUACAUUUAGAACUACAGUAGCCACGGCCAGUAAGGACUAGGGUAUAGGAUCACUGAAGAGUGUGAGGGUGUUUUCUUCACUGUGGCAACAUGUCCAUUCGGUUCAGAAAAUGACACCCUAAAAAGAAAGUAUAAACCUUAGGUGUAGGUGGCUGGAGAAAAGAGUUAAAUUUUAGGGAGCAUAUGAUAAUCAAGUAACACAGUUAUAAUUACAAUGGGAUAAGAAUGAACAACAACAUCAGGGCAAACUAUAUCUAGUGGGUUUUUUUUUUUAUUUCGUAUUUUUUUUUUUUCUGUUGCAGAAUUUAAAGCUGGUAGGAACCUACUCACCUUAAGUCUGUCUACUACCAUAGACUCUUAUUUAUGUCAAAGGAGUGCAGUCUCUGGUGCUGUUGCAAGAUCAGGCAUUUCCACACUGAAAGGCUACACGUUUUUCCAGGUGCCAUUUUAAAUCAGUUGUUGAUUUUACACUUAUGUGAAGGGUUUCAUUGGUGUUACCCUUUUAACUGACAUUAAAGGCGUUUUAAACUUAUUGACUUUUAAACGUAUUUCAGAGACAACAGACAGCAAGAAUUAAAACUUAGAUUUGCUGCCUAUGUGGAAUUUAUUCCCUGGGUCCUGUUUUGUUUUGUUUUUCAGAUUGCUGUGGCUUAAUGUUAGGCUUUAGAGGUAGAAAGGAGCUAAGAAAUCAAGAUUUAGAAACCAUUUAUAAUAUUGCAUUAAUGUUAAAAUGAUGCACCAUUGAAAGUUACUUUUCACGAAUUCUUCCUAAGUUGCCAAGGGAUUUUGGUAAAAGAUUAUACAUGAAUAUAGUAAUGACAAUAGCAAUCUUGUCUACCAUUGAGGACCUGUGUUUAUGUAUAUCAGGAUAGAAUUAUAUUUUGGAAACAUUUUGUUUCCUUUUCUUAUUUGUAAAUGUGUAUUUUUAAGAUAACUGCUCAGAUGAAUUAACUAGACUCUUUUAUUUUUAAUUUUUUUUUAAUUUAGUUAACAUAUCAUGCAAUAUUGGUUUCAGGUUUAGAAUUCAGUGAUUCAUCACUUACAUACAGCACCCAGUGCUCAUCACAAGUGACCUACUUACUACUCAUCACCCACAGCCCAUCUGCCACCCACCUCCCUCCAUCAACCCUCAGUUUGUUCUCUAUUGUUAAGGUCUCUUGUGGUUUGUUUCCCUCUCUUCUUUCUCACCCCCCCCCCCCCCGUUCAUCUGUUUUGUUUCUUAAAUUUCACAUAUGGGUGGAAUCAUAUGGCAUUUGUCUUUCUUGGAUUUGACUUAUUUCACUUAGCAAAAUACAUUCUAGCUCCAUCCACAUCAUUGCAAAUGGCAAGAUUUCAUUCUUUUUGAUGGCCAAGUAAUAUUCCAUUGUAUAUAAAUAAUCUCUUCUUUAUCCAUUCAUCAGUAGACUCUUUUACUUUGGCUUUUAUAUUAAAAUGACUACUAAGAUGACUUGUAAUUAAUUUCAAGAAUAUAGCAUAAAGUGAAGAAUUAUCUUUAUUCUGAUUUUAAUAGUAGUUUAUGUUUCUGACUUUAAAGAGUUGAAGUAGACAACAAGAGGGGGUACUUGAGUAGAUGAUGUCCCCCUUUCUGCAAAGUAGCUCGAUUGUGAUUUUAUUGAGACCAAGGACUGUUUUGUGUAUCUUUGAUUCAGGCAUUUAUCUCCUUUCAUGGAACAUUAUAGGCACUUGAUAAAUAUUUGUCAAAUCAAUACAUGAAUAAUAAAUACCCAUUUAUGUUUAAUUCAUUAGAAAAGAAUAUAUUUAAGAUAUCAAUUUGUGUAGCACUAACAUUUUCUUGAGGGCUGCUCAAACUCAGCAACGUGCUAUAUAUUUGGUGUAGUUUUCUGAAAACAGCAAAAUUUUGAGGUCAGGAAGUGUAUAAAUUAGAACUGAUAUAACAUCUCUCAAGCUGACUUUUGUAAUCCAAAGGUGUUUUUCCUGACCAAAAGGU
Messenger RNA from Acinonyx jubatus (cheetah), 3595 nucleotides. RefSeq names its product glutamate rich 5 (gene ERICH5). The transcript is spliced from 3 exons. The record is from RefSeq and is a predicted model, not a curated record. Lineage: Eukaryota; Metazoa; Chordata; Mammalia; Carnivora; Felidae. Bases 375 to 1451 code for a protein of 358 amino acids.